Molecule: messenger RNA, 549 nt
Organism: Onthophagus taurus
Lineage: Eukaryota; Metazoa; Arthropoda; Insecta; Coleoptera; Scarabaeidae
Gene: Polr3I
Product: RNA polymerase III subunit I
Biological process (GO): transcription initiation at RNA polymerase III promoter
Cellular component (GO): RNA polymerase III complex
Molecular function (GO): nucleotide binding
Source: RefSeq, a predicted model, not a curated record
ACCAAUUUUGCACGACCUAACCUAUAUUAACUGUCAAAUCUAAAUAAAAAAAAAUAAAAAUUAUUGUUAUAAAUAAAAAAUUAAUUAUGGAAAUCGUUAAUUCAAACGUAGCAACUUUGAGUAACUUUGAGGUUAUGUCGCAUCUACAAAAAAUUAAGGAUACCCAAAGGAAGCAAAAAGGGCAAUUAGCGACGAUUACUUACGAAACGCUAAGAUUCUUGGAGAACUCCCCGUGCUCCAAAUUGAAUUCCUCCAACGUUAUCGAUUGUAUCAAAGCUUUGGAUGCGUUCAACUUAAAAAAACGCGAGAAAUUAAUGAUCGUUAAUAACCCCCCGGCGACUCCUUUAGAAAUUCAAUUGUUAGUCGAAGAAAGUGAAGAAAGAUUAUCAGAAGAUCAAGUACAAUUAAUUUUAAACAUUUGUGUGAAAUAUUUGGGGGUGACAUUAAAAGAGGCUGAACCGGAGGAAGAGGAGGAAGAAAAUUAAAUAAAUUAAGGAUUUAAAAAAUUUGUAUUAUUUUUUUAUUAAUAACAAAAAAAAUUAUUUCGGG